Messenger RNA from Sardina pilchardus (European sardine), 2759 nucleotides. RefSeq names its product leucine rich repeat and fibronectin type III domain containing 2b (gene lrfn2b). The coding region runs from base 1 to 2517 and encodes 838 amino acids. Lineage: Eukaryota; Metazoa; Chordata; Actinopteri; Clupeiformes; Clupeidae. The record is from RefSeq and is a predicted model, not a curated record. Gene Ontology annotation, molecular function: protein binding. Gene Ontology annotation, cellular component: postsynaptic density membrane; cell surface. The transcript has 2 exons.
AUGGACCGCGUGCUGUGGGCGCUGCUGCUGGUCCUGGGAGUGGCGGUGACGACGGCCGGCGCCUGCCCCAAGUACUGCGCGUGCCAGAACCUCUCCGAGUCCCUGGGCACCCUGUGCCCGGCCAAGGGCCUGCUGUUCGUGCCGCCCGACAUCGACCGCCGCACCGUGGAGCUCCGCCUGGGCGGCAACUACAUCCUGCGCAUCACCCAGCAGGACUUUGCCAACAUGAGCGACCUGGUGGACCUGACGCUCUCGCGCAACACCGUCGGCUACAUCCAGCCCUUCUCCUUCGGCGACCUGGAGACGCUGCGCUCGCUGCACAUGGACAACAACCGGCUGACCGAGCUGGGCCCGGACGACCUGAGGGGGCUGGUCAACCUCCAGCACCUCAUCCUCAACAACAACCAGCUGGGCCGGAUCUCGGACAAGGCCUUCGAGGACCUGGCGCCCUCCCUGGAGGACCUGGACCUGUCCUACAACAACCUGCGCGGGCUCCCGUGGGACACCGUCCGGCAGAUGGUCAACCUGCACCAGCUGAGCCUGGACCACAACCUGCUGGACUACAUCCCCGAGGGCACGUUCGUGGACCUGGAGCGCCUGGCGCGCCUGGACCUGACGUCCAACCGGCUCCAGAAGCUGCCGCCGGACCCCAUCUUCGCGCGGGCCCAGGACCUGGCGCUGUCCACCACGCCGUUCGCGCCGCAGCUCUCGCUCAGCGUCGGCGGCAACCCGCUGCACUGCAACUGCGAGCUGCUCUGGUUCCGCCGGCUGGAGCGCGACGACGACCUGGAGACCUGCGCCUCCCCGCCGGGCCUCAAGGGGCGCUACUUCUGGAACGUGCGCGAGGAGGAGUUCCAGUGCGAGCAGCCGCUCAUCACGCAGCACACGCACCGCAUGCUGGUGCUCGAGGGCCAGACGGCCAGCCUGCGCUGCGAGGCGGUCGGCGACCCGCAGCCCAGCAUCCACUGGAUCGCGCCGGACGAGGUGCUGCUGGGCAACUCCUCGCGCACCCUCGUCUACCCCAACGGCACGCUGGACAUCGCCAUCACCACGUCCAAGGACUACGGCACGUUCACCUGCAUCGCCGCCAACGUGGCCGGCGAGUCCACCGCCACCGUCGAGCUGUCCAUCAUCCAGCUGCCGCACGUCAGCAACGGCACCGGCCCCGCCGUGCAGCCCAAGUCCCGGCUCUCGGACAUCACGGGGACCACCAGGACCAGCAAGGGCGCGCCCAAGCCCCAGCCCGAGCGCGCCGUGUCCGUCUCGGACGUGACCGCCACCUCCGCGCUGGUCCGCUGGACCGUCAGCAAGGCCACUCCCAAGGUGAAGAUGUACCAGCUCCAGUACAACUGCUCUGAUGACGAAGUCCUCAUCUACAGGAUGAUACCCGCCUCCAGCAAGGCCUUCCACGUCACCAACCUGGUGUCGGGCACCAAGUACGACCUGUGCGUGCUGGCGGCCUGGGACGACACGGCCACCACGCUGACCGCCACCAACGUGGUGGGCUGCGUCCAGUUCUUCACGCGCGACGACUACCCGCAGUGCCAGUCGCUGCACAGCCAGCUGCUGGGCGGCACGAUGAUCCUGGUGGUCGGCGGGGUGAUCGUGGCCACGCUGCUCGUCUUCAUCGUCAUCCUGAUGGUGCGCUACAAGGUCGGCGACGGCGGCGGCGGCAACGGCGAGCCGCCGGCCGGCAAGCUGACCAACGUGAGCGACACCUACUCGCAGACCAACGGCGGGCGGCUGGGCCAGAACGGCAUGCCCAUGCCGCCCCUGCUGCGGCCCUCGUCGUCGGUGUCGGCGGGCUCGGCCGGCUCGGCCGUCGUGGCCAAGCCCAAGGUGACCAUGCGCGACGAGGUGGUGGAGUUCAAGUGCGGCUCGCUCCAGAGCAGCCUCACGUCCUCGGACUCGUCCGACUCGGACUCGCUGGACGGAGACGGAGGCGACCGGCGAGGAGGAAGAGGAGGAGGAGGAGGAGGGGACGGCUCCUACAGCCCCAACUCGGCGCUGGCCAGCAUCUGGCGCUCGGCCACCCCGAAGCCCCGCGCCAACCUGGACCAGCUCCUGGGCGCCUUCAACUCGCUGGACCUGCGGAGCCAGGCGGGCGGGGCCUCGGGCGGCUCGGCGGGGGGGCUGGGCCGGGGGCUGGGCCGGGGGCUGACCGGCGCCGCGACCGGCGGCUGCGGACCGUCCACGUCCUCCUCCUCGGCCGCCGCCGCCGUGCCCACCGACAAGGAGCCGCUGCUGGGCCGGACGCUGGACUCGCGGCUGUCGCGGCUGCUCAUGCUGCCGCUGGACUCGCGGCCCAAGCGCAGCCACUCCUUCGACAUGGGCGACUUCGCCGCCUCCACCGGCCAGCAGCUGGCCAGCUACCCGCGCCGCAUCAGCAGCAUCUGGACUAAGCGGAGCCUGUCCGUCAACGGCAUGCUGCUCCAGUGCGACGAGGAGCUGGACACGGGCGGCAGCAAGGGCACCAUAGACAGCGGCUCCGACUGGGUCAUGGAGAGCACUGUGUAAGGACACGCACACGAGAGAGAGAGAGAGAGAGAGAGAGAGAGAGAGAGAGAGAGAUAUCAAAACGACUCAAAAGAGAGAGAAGACAAAGAGAAACAGAGAGAGAGAGAGAGAGAGAGAGAGAGAGAGGGAGAGGGUGGGUGAAUGAGAGACAAUCUUGAGAUUAUAUGUAAGUAAAUAUAUAUGGAUACACUAAAGAUAUAUGGAUUUAGGGAAAGCAAUGCAGACGGACCCCACAGAACACU